AUGAAAAUCUUCCUGAUUACUGCUGCUUGCUUAGCCGUGGCUGUUGCUGGCCCCACGCGCUUUGCUGUACCCGGUAUUGUUACACCUGACAUUGUCGAAAACGAGCCUAUCUCCGUUGGACCCACAAUCGUGGAAGGUGAUUACCAACCCAUCUCUGUUGGACCGGCUAUUGUCCCUUCACCUGUGGGCUCACCUCUAGUCCAAAUCAUCGUUAACGUUAAGCCUGCCUCCGACAAGCCAGUGUCCGUAGAUCAUCCUGAAGUUGAUUCUAUUAUCGUUGCUCCUGUGAUUAUACCUGAGGACGCCAUCGAGGAGACCGACCCUGUCAUCGUAGCUCCCGUCAUCAUCCCCGAUGAAUCCAUCGACGAGACUGACUCCGUCAUCGUCGCUCCCGUCAUUAUUCCCGAGGAAUCCGUCGACGAGACUGACCCCGUCAUCGUCGCUCCCGUCAUCAUUCCCGAGGAAUCCGUCGACGAGACUGACCCCGUCAUCGUCGCUCCCGUCAUCAUUCCCGAGGAAUCCGUCGACGAGACUGACCCCGUCAUCGUCGCUCCCGUCAUCAUUCCCGAGGAAUCCGUCGACGAGACUGACCCCGUCAUCGUCGCCCCCGUCAUCAUUCCCGAGGAAUCCGUCGACGAGACUGACCCCGUCAUCGUCGCUCCCGUCAUCAUCCCCGAGGAAUCGAUCGCUGAGCCUGAGCCCAUCAUAGUCGCUCCAGUGAUCAUCCCACAGGAAUCCGUCGACGAGCCCGAAUCCGUUGUUGUCGCUCCCGUCAUCAUUCCCGAGGAAUCCGUCGUCAAACCGGAGCCAAUCAUUGUAGCUCCUAUUGCUCCUGUCCCUGUGAUUGUUCAUCCCGACAUCCUUAACUAA
Molecule: messenger RNA, 870 nt
Organism: Nymphalis io (European peacock)
Lineage: Eukaryota; Metazoa; Arthropoda; Insecta; Lepidoptera; Nymphalidae
Product: E3 ubiquitin-protein ligase RNF12-B-like
Exons: 1
Coding region: 1-870 (289 amino acids)
Source: RefSeq, a predicted model, not a curated record